AUGGGUGCUGCUGGAUCAGCCGAUGACAUUAACGCCAUGGAAAUUCACCAUUGGUACACAAAAUUUAUGAAGGAGUGCCCAUCUGGACAACUUUGUCUGCAUGAAUUUAAACAAGUCCUGGAUCUGCAUGGACUUACUCCCGAAGCUAACAGCUAUGUUGAACAAGUAUUUCACACAUUUGACAUGAAUAAGGAUGGAUUUAUAGACUUCUUGGAGUUCAUAGCUGCAAUAAAUUUGGUUAUACGAGGGAAAAUUGACCAAAAAUUGAAAUGGUAUUUUAAGCUAUAUGACGCUGAUGGAAAUGGAUGUAUUGACAAAAAAGAACUAUUAAGCAUAUUCACGGCUAUCCAGGCUAUUAAUGGACACACCAACAUGUCCGCUGAAGAAUUCACGAACAUGAUAUUUCAGAAGAUAGAUGUGAACAAUGAUGGGGAACUGACUUUAGAAGAGUUUAUCAGUGGUGUUGAAAGAGAUGAGGACCUAAUGGAAUUGAUUACAAAAAGUUUUGACCUUUCCAACGUACUCAAAGUCAUACAGAGCGGCAGGCGGCACAGCAUCUGAAGGAUUCAGUGACGGAUGUGACAUCUGUUGUCAUUGUUUCAAGAAAGAUAAUAUUUGAUAUAUUCAGAGAGCUUGAUGUUGUCAAAACCAGCCCAGACAAUAACAAUCACUCAGCUCCAGGAAUAAUUGUCCCUCGGAAUUUUCACUCUUGACUCCACAUCUCUCCUCUUCUUUAUUCUGUCUCUCGCUAAGGACUGUGGCAGCUACAGAACACAAACCUUUGCCCACAUAUAAUAGAAAAGAUGUUUGAUGCAGUAUAAAUAACUUGUUUGGUCUCUAUGAACACUGUUCAGAAUAAUCAAUAAAACAGUGACAAUAUCAUAAAGUGCAACCUUUCUAGAAAACAGAGAACUAAUAAAUUUAUUCUUUUAAGUACAGGUUCUUUAACCUGCUAUCUAAAAUGUGGCAAUAAACAUCUAGGUAGGAUUGGCUCCUAUCAGGACCAAUUAAGAACAAAGCCUGGCUUGUAUUAACUUAACAUUUAAUCUAAUCAGUGCUCAAAAUCAGAGAAGAUUUUCUGGGAAACACCUCAGUCAGCUCAGUAUUCCAGAGAUGUGCAUCCUCUUUAAGAAACCAUCUACCACUCUUGAUUUCAUUACAUUUGUAAAAUAAAAUAACACGAUGUUUUGAUGUUUUUUCACAAGGUUCAGCUACUGUUCUUUCAAAUUAACUUUUAUAGAAGCACUGGGAUGAAAUUUUGUUAUCUUUGUAGAGUAGCAUUAGAAGUUCAAAGAAUGUUUAAAACAAAUAAUUUUGUAAGCACUGGAACGAAUAUCAUCUGGUUUCCCAGAGAUGUGUCCUUUGACUUGUAUGACCUCCUUUGCAAAACAGUUCAUUUUCACUGGGCUCUUUGCCACAGCUUCAUGAGACAAAAGGUAAGAUGUAUGAUGACUAGUUCAUGCUGAUGGGACUGCUGGUGUCUGCCAAACAGACUGCUUAACAGAUGAAUUCUUCCUGCCUUCCCCUGACAGCGAGUACUAUGGUAUUUUUGUCCUGCCCAGACACCUGGGCGAAAGCUUUCAGCAAUUUAGUCUCUUUGAGACUUCUACCUUCUUUCAAACUGGGUUGCAAUCAUCUCUGAAUGUGGUAGCUGUUAGGAGUACAGAGAAGGGAUUCACAGAUGGCAUGAUCACAUAUGUCUCAUUUUUUUAGGAAACCAAGCUAAAAACAACUCAAUCUUACUUUCUAACAAACAAGAUUAAUUCUUUAAGCUGAAAUGUAACUGCAUGAGUUGUCUGAAAAGGGAAAAUCAUAGCUCUCUCCAGUUCUGUUGGGAUGGAUUCUCUUUCAAGUCUGCAACCAGUUCUAUCAAAUCACUACAUUAUGUCAUAAGACUAAGUUCUCCUUGGCUGGCAGUGCCCUGAAGGCAUCACACUAAUACUAGAUGCUGUUAGAAACAUCAUCUUAAUGCAAAAUCAUUUGUGCAUGGGUAGGUGCAGGUUGAAGGAAACACUUAUUAAGACUUAAUAUGAAAAAGUUUUUUUUUUUUUCCUAAGUCACUACAAGUCCAUGUCCAUUUGCACAGAAAUGUGCUCCAUCAUCUGCAAUUAUUACCCCAGGUUCUGGUUUGAUCAAUGGAAUAUACUAAAAGUAUGCAACAAGCAUCACUUGACAUUAUAAACAGUUCUGACAUUAUAGUUCUGACAUUUGAAUCUUUUAUAUCCUUUCCCAAAAAAAGAGAAUGAUGUAUGAGAUUGCUGGCGGGUUCGAACUUUAAGUUCUUGUUUUUAUUCAUCAUUGACACAUUAAUAUCUCACUGUCAGUAUCAGUUUUCUCACACCUAGACUUCAGAAAAUCACUUUUCUUUAUCUACUGUUUUGCAUUUAGAUUCUGUGAGGAUGGUGGUCUUCAGAACUGGCUCUAAAAUAUUUAAAAUACAGUGAUCCAAUCUAAGCAACUUGGGUAUACAGAAACAGCUGUGUUUUGGAUUGUUGCUUUUAAAAUAAUGAAGUUUCUGACUUUGAAACGUGACUACUGUCUACGUAUAUUGGUCUCUCUCUCUCUCUUUCUCUUUCAAUAAAUGGAUAUUAAAAGAGAGUAUUUCCAUUUAAAUUUGCCUAUUUUUUCUGUGCAACUGUAAUUAUAUGACGGGAAUUACC
Molecule: messenger RNA, 2660 nt
Organism: Cygnus olor (mute swan)
Lineage: Eukaryota; Metazoa; Chordata; Aves; Anseriformes; Anatidae
Gene: GUCA1C
Product: guanylate cyclase activator 1C
Exons: 4
Coding region: 1-561 (186 amino acids)
Molecular function (GO): calcium sensitive guanylate cyclase activator activity; calcium ion binding
Source: RefSeq, a predicted model, not a curated record